This is a messenger RNA of Diuraphis noxia (Russian wheat aphid), 1218 nucleotides long. RefSeq lists its product as uncharacterized. The record is from RefSeq and is a predicted model, not a curated record. NCBI's taxonomy places the organism in Eukaryota, Metazoa, Arthropoda, Insecta, Hemiptera, Aphididae.
AUGUUGAUGCUAGAUGAUCAAAAGCGACAAAAUKAUCUGGUAGAAUUUCUUGGACAGUUCAGUGAAUCGCAAAACGAAAUUAAAACAAAAAGGGUGCCAAAAAAAUUGGAGAACAGAUGUGCAUGUUCAAAAAAGCAUUUUAAAAAAUGGGAAAAUUCAUUGAAAUUAAAGUAUAUUGCGAAAUUGGCAAUUCCAAAACCAGUUCGUCUUAGGCCUUGGCCAAAUCCAGAGUUGGAAGCAGUUUUGCCAUUACCAGUGAUUAAGGCCACAUUAACUGGUAAAAUCCCAAAUAGAAUAUACAAAUUAGCUGUUCCAAAAAUCCGACCUAAGGUAUCAAUAGAUUUAGUUUAUCAAAAGUUAUCAUCAAACAAUGCCGUGAAUAAAUAUAGGAAAUCUAAUGAUAAGCUAAAAACUCGAGAAAGAAUUCUAGAACUUGCAAAACCAAAACCUAAAAUUAGGCAUGUACACGCUAGAUGUCUAAAAUCUGAACAUCCGGAAAGACUUUAUAGUAAAUUUAAUAAAUCUUCGAUAAAUAACAAUUCAGAUGAUUGGAUUAAACAUCAGAAGUGGCUUAAGAAGAAUGCAGCACCUAAAAGAAUAUUUAGAAGAUUACCUGAGGUAAAAAGACGAUCAAAAAUGACAAAAUCACAAACAGAUAUAAUGUUGAAUAGACUGUCUACAGUACCAAAACUUAAACGAUUUGUUAAAAAAAUGAUUAUUAGAACAACUGAACCAAGACCAUUUGGUCAAAUAACACCUAUGGGUCUAGACUGGGUUCAGCGGUUAUCGGUACCAAGAAAGUUAUCCUCGGAAACACAAUUGAAUUUGGAUUAUGAUCCCGGUUUCAUUCCUAAAUCUGCCUUAAACGCAAUAUUGACGCCACGUAUAAAAGAAUUAGCUGAACCAAAAUUUAAUAUAAAAAAAGUCAACACAGAGUUUAAAGAAAAUGCAUUCAAAAUAUCACCUACUGCGUUGAAAUAUAAAGCCAGUAAACGCAUAAAAAAAUUGGCAAUGCCACGUAUUUCUUCUGAAGAAUACAGAAAUAAAAAUUUAAAACAAGUAGCAUACAAUGAACUGGUUGAAUAUUUAAAAAGCAAUGGAAUGGCCGAUAUGACUAUAAAAGAAGUGAAAUCGAAAAUACAAAACAUCAGGUGUAUGGUGAGGAAAGAAAGCAGCAAAGUUAAGACAUCUAAAAGAAGUGAAAAUGGCAGGAUAUGA